Molecule: messenger RNA, 801 nt
Organism: Aspergillus nomiae NRRL 13137
Lineage: Eukaryota; Fungi; Ascomycota; Eurotiomycetes; Eurotiales; Aspergillaceae
Product: alpha/beta hydrolase family esterase
Exons: 2
Coding region: 1-801 (266 amino acids)
Cellular component (GO): extracellular region
Molecular function (GO): hydrolase activity
Source: RefSeq, a predicted model, not a curated record
AUGUUCCGAUUCCUCACUUUGCUAGUUGCAGUCUCGCUCAUCUGCCUGUCAUCGGCAGUCCCAGUGGUGAAGCGUGCGGCAUUGAGCCAAGUAUCUAACUUCGGACCAAACCCAGCCAGUAUUAGGAUGUACAUCUACGUCCCGGAUGCUGUUGUUCCUUCACCUGGAAUUGUGGUUUCCCUCCAUGGUGCUUCAGGCAAUGCCCAGCAACAAUUCUCGUCUACCCCAUACGCGACUUUGUCGGAGACAUACGGCUUCAUCGUCAUCUAUCCAGAGUCCCCACAGGGCGCAUGGGAUGCAACUUCCUCCAAGUCACUUCUUCAUGACGGCGGCGGUGCCAGCCAGUCCAUUGCCAACAUGGUGAAGUACACCACUAGCACCUACAGUGCCGAUACGAGCAAAGUGUUUGUGUCUGGGAUCUCUUCUGGCGGGUCCAUGGCGAACACGAUGGCAGGCGCAUACCCAGACAUCUUCAAGGGAGCAAUUAUCUACUCGGCAGGUUCCACGGGCAACAUCAGUAAGAUGUAUCCGGGUUACACUGGCAGCUAUCCAAAGGUCCAGACAUAUUUGGGCUCCGAAGACACCAUCAUUGGCUCAUCGUCCUUCAACACGACACUUGCUGCUUGGAGUUCAGUCCUGAAGUAUGAUACUACCCCGGAUCAGGUCCUUGUGAAUACCCCGAUCAAAGAUUACACCACGUAUGUUCUUGGGAGCAAGCUGGAGGGUGUUUGGGCUGAGGGGGUCGGCCAUCCUGUUCCCAUUCAGGGUGAUAGUGACAUGGAAUGGUGGGGCUUUGCCUGA